CUCAUCGCAGCAGACAUGGCCAUCCUUGACACUGGGGUAGGAUAUUUUGACUAUAGCUUCGGUGGAACCAUGGGUGUCAGCAUGCUGGAUGCCAUCCGCUUCUCGCUAUUGACACGGCCUCUGGAAGAGUAUCGUCACGAAUCGGAUAAGGUUCCUGCGUAUCAACUGCCCUUCAUCCAGAGAUACCUCUGGCUCACGAGCAUCUCAGCAAGGGGGAUCGGGUGGUCCUUCAAGGCAAGCCACAGUAUACCUGUGGUCGAGCCGCAACACCGCACUCGCAAAGCGUUCAUUGCCUCGCGGUUGCGUCGCAUUUUCAUAUAUUACUUUCUCUUCGAGGCAGCACUCCUGUACAUUCGUCAUAAUCCUGUCUUCACAUCUACGAUUUCCCUUACUUCUCAAGGGUACCUCCUGUGUUGCGUCAACGCCCUCGUGAUGCCCUGUCGCUUCUAUGCCGGCAUGAUGUGCAUCCAUUCCACAGCAGCUAUAUUUGCAGUAGCCGCUAACAUCCACGAGCCACAGUCGUGGCCGCCCCCGUUUGGGAACUGGGGAGAUGCAUACACUAUUCGAAGGUUUUGGGGGAGGACAUGGCAUCAAAAUUUCAGAUAUACCCUUAUCAUGUUUGGCCCUAACAGAUGGAAAGAACGACCAUGGGAGGAUCAGUCGCCUUCAGGGGGAUCUUCGACCCAACAGCCAAAUCGGCGCGAUUCUUGGGCGACGUCGUACCACAGGCUCUGCAAUGCUUUCUUGUGUUCUGCUCUUAUUCACGUGUGUGGGGAUAUCGUGCUCCAAAUUCGGAUAAGAAAAAAUGUUACGACCAGCCCAAACAUAAUUGGGCUUUCUCUUCCCUUUUUCCUUCUGCAACCCGUAGGCGUGCUGAUUGAGGACGCUGCAAUCGGAAUGGGGAAACGCAUGGGCAUGAAGAUAGGAAGAUGGAGCAAAAUACUCGGAUAUACAUGGGUGUGGGUAUGGUUGUGUUGGACUUUGUUUCUCUGGGUGGAUGGUUUGAAGAACGCUAUCGAAGCUGCGUACCCUACGCUGGAACCGGGGAAGACAAGAUACUUCUGUGUGACGGUGACAGAGAGGAUUGUUAAGAAAGUUUUCGGUGUAGACCUUGCGUCUACGAUAUCGUCGUUGUUCACAGACUUGUAGAAUAUAAUGAACAUAGGCAAAUAUUGAUAC
This is a messenger RNA of Pisolithus orientalis, 1179 nucleotides long. Its product is annotated as membrane bound O-acyl transferase family-domain-containing protein. NCBI's taxonomy places the organism in Eukaryota, Fungi, Basidiomycota, Agaricomycetes, Boletales, Pisolithaceae. Gene Ontology annotation, biological process: lipid metabolic process. Bases 16 to 1149 code for a protein of 377 amino acids. The transcript is spliced from 4 exons. The record is from RefSeq and is a predicted model, not a curated record.